UUAUGAACAGUUUGACCAAAGACGGUAAUCUUGAUUCAUGGCUGCAAUGUCACUGUCCCAACAUAUCAGAAAUCUCCCUAAGGCCAUGUGGAGAUGACAUGAGAAGCUGCGGUCCCGUAAUUCUGUCAGAGGGGACUUGGUGAGAAAACAGAGGGGAAGAGGCCUGACCAAUCUUAUGUCAACAUGACGUUCCCCUUCUGUAGAAAUGCCGUAACAUUCCCAUGAUGCUUUUACCAGAGCACUCACACGAAUGGCCUGCUGAACUUCUGUUCAGUUCGAUGGGAUAUUUUUAAGGGGAAAAAUUCGCCUGCCUUUUGCUCCCUGAGAGCCCAACAAGGUCCCCUUGCUGAGGCGUUCUCCAGGGCCGAUGCGUUGAUCGGAUCCAGAUGCUGCUGGAGUGUGGAAGGGGACAGCAGAGGAGCGUGGAGGCUUCGCUGCAGCUUUGAUUGAUAGGGGACCAUGCCGACUCUGCAGAGCUCCGCCAUCCUGCUGCUUUUUAGCAUCCUGGUUGGUCUGAGCUACUCUCUGAACCCAAGAGACCCCAAUGUGUGCAGCCUGUGGGAGAGCUUCACCACCUCAGUGAAAGAGUCCUACUCGCAUCCUUACGACCAUGUGAUAGAGGAGCCCUGCUCAGACCCUCGGACCUCCUACAGAUGCACGCGCCACAGGAUCACCUACAAGACAGCCUACAGGCAGGCGGUGAAGACCGACUACCGCAAGAGGUACCAGUGCUGUCCAGGCUAUUAUGAGAGCGGAGACAAAUGUGUCCCUCGCUGCACCAAGGAGUGCGUCCACGGUCGAUGUGUUGCUCCGGAUCGUUGCCAGUGUGAGGGAGGCUGGCGAGGCGACGACUGUUCCAGCGCCUGCGAUGACAAUCACUGGGGGCCAGACUGCACUCAGCAGUGCAAAUGUGAGAAUAGAGCUCUCUGCAAUCCUGUGAAGGGGACCUGUGAGUGUCUUCCAGGGUUCAGAGGACGAUACUGUGAGGACUCCUGUCCAGCUCGCACCUUUGGGAAGGACUGUCUGCAGAGCUGCAAGUGUGGGACUGGAGGAUCCUGCAAUAAAACAACCGGCGAGUGCAUAUGUCGGGAUGGAUACACUGGGACUUUCUGUGACAAGAAGUGUCCCAGAAAAUGCCAGGCAAGAUGCCCCUGCCAGAAUGGUGGCAUCUGUAAGGGCAAAGGGAUCUGCGACUGCCCCCCUGGAUGGACGGGUGAAGUUUGCACAGAGCAAUGUCCAGAGGGACGGUUUGGACCACACUGUGCUGAGGAGUGUGUCUGCCACAACGGGGGCAAAUGCGACCCCAAAACCGGACAGUGCAAGUGUGCUAAAGGCUUCACUGGUAACAGGUGCAACGAGGAGUGUGCUGCAGGCACUUAUGGUGAGGACUGUAAAGGUGUGUGUGACUGUGCUAAUGGUGCACGCUGCUACAACAUCGAUGGAGGCUGCUUAUGCGAGCCAGGUUUCAGGGGACCACACUGCAGGGACAGGAUGUGUGCACCUGGCAAAUAUGGCAUGCACUGUGAACGCACCUGUCUCUGCCAGGAUAAACACACGCUCAGCUGUCACCCGAUGAAAGGAGAGUGCACAUGCCAGCCCGGGUGGGCAGGACUGUUCUGUAAUGAGACCUGCCCUCAUGGUUUCUACGGUCAUGGUUGCCUGGAGCCGUGUCUGUGUGUGAAUGGAGGGGUGUGUGAUAGUGCCACCGGCCAAUGCCAAUGUGUGCCCGGGUUCAUGGGGAUUCACUGUGAGAGUACAUGUAAAAGUGGCACCUAUGGCAAGAACUGCUCCCUGGAGUGCUCCUGUGACAACCAUGUUGACUGCUCACCCACUGACGGGACUUGCUUCUGCAAAGAGGGCUGGAGAGGGUCUGACUGUUCCACCCCCUGCUCUGAGGGAACCUGGGGCCCAGGAUGCAAUGCCACCUGCCACUGUGCCAACGGGGCAAAGUGUAAUGCUGCAGACGGAUCCUGCACUUGCACAGCUGGAUGGCGGGGGGCGCGCUGUGACCAACCCUGCCCGAUGGGCACGUUUGGGCCAGGCUGUCUGAAGAGGUGUGAUUGUGUUCAUGCCGAUGGGUGCCAAGCUACCACCGGGGAGUGCCACUGUCUGCCAGGUUGGUGGGGUUCCCGUUGUAGCGAGCCGUGUUCAGAGGGCCUGUGGGGGCGCCACUGCAACCAGACCUGUUUCAAGCAUUGCCCCAACAGUGACACGUGCCUGAGGGAAACUGGAGCGUGCGUGUGUCGUCCAGGCUACUGGGGAGUCACCUGUCAGAACAAAUGCAGAGCUGGCAUGUAUGGCGACCAGUGCAGCAUGUCCUGCCCAUCCUGUGGCCAGUCGUACCGCUGCCACCAUGUAACAGGAGAGUGUGAUUGCCUGCCGGGAUACACCGGAGCCAACUGUGAUCAAGUUUGUCCAGCUGGCUACUAUGGCAAACUGUGCUCUGAAGUGUGUAUCAACUGUGCCAACAACUCCACAUGCGACCACCGGGACGGUCACUGUGAAUGCUUGCCUGGCUGGACUGCAACUGACUGCUCCAUACCCUGUAGUCCAGGACGGUUCGGAGCCUUCUGUUCUCAGACUUGCUCCUGUCCAGCUGGCCACAUCUGUGAUCGAUUUACUGGAGACUGUGUGUGUGAAAGUGGAGGAGAUGACUGUAAACAAGACUCGUCUGAGCAGUCAGGGAGCGUUAUGGUUCCUCUUCCUCCUGGUGAGAGGGAGUCCUGGGGAGCCAUCGGUGGCAUCGUCGUGCUCGUCAUCCUGGUGGUGUUGCUGCUGGCCCUGCUGCUGCUCUACCGCCGCAGGCAGAAAGACAAACAGAACAACACGCCGAGCGUCUCCUUCUCCACCAGCCGCACUGUCAACUCUGAAUACGCUGUUCCAGAUGUUCCUCACAGUUACCACCACUAUUACUCCAACCCGAGCUACCACACACUGAGCCAGAACAGGCCUCCGCUUCCACACCUCCCCAACAACCACGAGCGCACCAUCAAGAACACCAACAACCAGCUGUUCUGCAGUGUGAAAAACAUGGACAGGGAGAGACGUGGCCUGUUCGGCGUGGAGACCAAUGCCACACUACCUGCGGACUGGAAACACCACGAGCCCCGCAAAGACUCAGGAGCUUUUGGAAUCGACCGGAGCUACAGCUACAGCGCCAGCCUCGGAAAAUAUUACAACAAAGAGCUAAAGGACACGGUGGCGGCGAGCAGCAGCUCUCUGAACAGCGAGAAUCCUUACGCCACCAUCAAAGACCUGCCCGGCCUGCCUGGCCUGACCGGCCUGCCCUUCUGCCCGCCGGAGAGCAGCUACAUGGAGAUGAAGUCCGCCGUGCCCAGAGAGCGAGCGUACACCGAGAUCAGCCCGCCUCCGUUCAACACGGCCACCCUGCGCCGAGAACGUCAGAGUUCCCUCGGUCACGCUCCACCUGAGGAACCCCAGAAUCACUACGACCUCCCGGUGAACAGCCACAUCCCGGGACACUACGACCUGCCGCCGGUCCGCCGACCCCCCUCCCCCAGGAGAACAACUCAGUGACAGCCUGCGCAGCCGAGCAAGUUUCCCUCCUCCUCGUCCUCUUCCUCCUCCUCCUCCUCCUCCUGUUUGGGGACGACUUCAGGCUGCGCUCGCAAAUGAAGAGCAAACUUUAGGCUGUUGUGAAGAUCAGAGCUGUAGACCACCCACAGAGCAGCGGCGAGGCGCCCGUCCCGCAGACGAACCACUGUUUACAGUGGAUGCCCCCCACCCCUUUCAACUCAACACUGCCCCACUGUGGGCUGAAGUGGUACUUGCUUCAAAGUGACAGGCUUGACAUCCAGGCUGUGGUGAGGAAGGCUGGACUGUGGUGACGCCAGCCGGUCUUCAGCUGCACUCACCUCCCAUGGGAACAGAUACGCCACAAGACUGUGCAACUUGGCAGCAACUUGGGAAUGUUUCAUUGAAUUUUUCCUCAUGUUUUGCUUGCUACUGACCGGCUUUUAUCAGAAUUCAGUUUUCUUCUGUCUUCAUAAUCAAAAAUGACUAAUGUAGACGUUUGAAGUUUCUGUUUUGCUUUUUUAUUACAUUUUCAAAGUCAAGACUUUUUUAACAGGCAGCUUUGGAUGAACCCAUCACAGCUGGACAUUUAAUUUCCUCACCCAAAAAAAGGAAAGAGACAAAGUUAAUGGGACUAAAUAAUGCAGAAAAUGCUGCCAGAGUCUCUUGUCUGUGAUGCAUUAUAAAAAAUAUUGCUUCAUGUGCUGGUUGCUGAAACCAGAAUACCAAAGAUUUGUUCACCUCCAGAAGGCCCAGUGCAGUUUAAAGAUAAUUCAUGUCAUUAUUUCUUCCACAUGUAGAAUUUAGAAAUGCAAUGAUUCACAUCCUCUCGUUUGUUGAAACAAAUGUGGCUCUCUUAUUGCUGCUCAGAUGAAAACUUUGUAAAUAUAGAGAUAAAUAUAUUUUUAGCUUCACAGUAAUGUAGAACAGUCCUAUUUUAAGAUGACUGUGUUCAUAAGGGGUUUGUGUGACCAAACAUCAUACACAUUCGAGUAUGAAUCGAGUGGAUGCCAAAAGCUCAGUGUUAGCACAAACAAUGUUUACGCUGUUAAAAAUAAUCCAAUGGAAACAAGCCAAAUCAAAGAAGCAUUAUGAAUGUCAGUGCUGUGUCCUGCAGCAACCUUUAUGUGGCAUUUAAAGGGCCAGUUUACCCAAAAGACACAAAACAUUUUUACUAUCUUCAGAGCCCUCCAUCGGUUUAUCAUCACAUUCCUCAAACAUUGUCGGACUCACGAUGUAAAGUCUGAAAAACAUUGGUGCCUACAUUACCCAUCAUGCAACAGUGCAACCUCCAACAUUAUGCAGAUUCAGGUUUGCUGUGCUAGUAGCAGCUAAUGUAGCCUGGAGCUGCUAGCCUGGAGCAUAGAUGAAGAGGGCUGAUAACGUUUAGCAUUUUUUAACUUGUAGUUUUCAGCCUCAAGUGACAUCACUUGAGGCAACUUCUCUCAACCACAAAAGGCUUCAGACAACUUUUGUGAGAUUUCUGCUGCCACCCCAGCGUUACUGUGAGACGUUUUGCUCUUGUAGUGAAACGCAGUCCAUAUGAAACCAGUUGACCGUUUGUUCUGGUGUUUUGUUUUGUUUUUUUUCAAAAUUUUCAAUGUUGUGAGCACCACAAAUCAAAUUAAAUGAAUCGAAUUGACUUCCAUUCACCUCCAUUUUUUAUUGGACGCAGAAAUAUGACACUUAAAAAAAUGGACAAUUUGAAACCAAAACUAUCCGCAUGGCCAGAUACUGCGUGUGUGAAUUCAGCUCAUGAAUUCACCAAGUAGCCUCAAACUAUGUAAACUAUUGCAGUCAGUUUGCUUUAACGUUUGUUUGUUUUUUAAGGCCUGUGUUCAUGUUUUGUCAUUAUUUCUCAAAACUGUAUUUAAUCAAAAUCUUGUGUUUCCUGUCAGUUACAUUAUAGAAACCCUGUGUACCACAAAGAAUGUACAUUGAGCUUUAAAUGCUAUAGUUAUGGGCAGCGCUUCAGUUUUUUUUAUGUAUGGCCAUAUAUUUUUGAAUGUAUCCAUGGCAACGUGUGUAUAUAAUGUAAAUAAAACUGCUGCACUUUUCA
Molecule: messenger RNA, 5593 nt
Organism: Scatophagus argus
Lineage: Eukaryota; Metazoa; Chordata; Actinopteri; Scatophagidae
Gene: pear1
Product: platelet endothelial aggregation receptor 1
Exons: 23
Coding region: 460-3537 (1025 amino acids)
Cellular component (GO): membrane
Molecular function (GO): protein binding
Source: RefSeq, a predicted model, not a curated record